This is a messenger RNA of Emericellopsis cladophorae, 3315 nucleotides long. RefSeq names its product [NU+] prion formation protein-like protein. The coding region runs from base 1 to 3315 and encodes 1104 amino acids. The transcript is spliced from 2 exons. NCBI's taxonomy places the organism in Eukaryota, Fungi, Ascomycota, Sordariomycetes, Hypocreales, Bionectriaceae. Gene Ontology annotation, molecular function: ATP binding; ATP hydrolysis activity. The record is from RefSeq and is a predicted model, not a curated record.
AUGCCGCACUCUGUGACCCCGCCGUCCAAGGACGCUGGGCCGCCUCCCUCGCAGGAGGUGGUCUCUGACCUGCUCAACACUAUCUUCACGGCCCAGACCUCCUCUGCGAGCGUCGAUGCUGCUUACGGACUGUGUGAGCUCCUCCUCAACUCGGUCGGCUACGCUGGCCUCCAGCAGUACAACAUCCUCACCGAGGUCAAAAAGGCUGCUGCCGAUAAGAAGAGCAAUCUCCGCAGAGAAUGCGCGCAGAAUCUCUUGGGCGCCAUCUUUGAGCGUUUCCCCCCUAGGCAGCCCGUCGCCGAGAUCAUUCUCUUGGCACAGGAUGGCGGUAUGCUGGCUUGCGCCUUGGAUGCCCUGGCGGACAAGGGUGCUGUCAUCCGCGAGUCGGCACAGUACGGCAUCGAUGCCUUGUUUGGUGCUUUGAGCGCUGAGGCUCUCGUCUCUGGGCUUCUGCCUACCUUGAUCGAGUACAUUGGCCGUAAGGCCAACAAGUGGCAGAGCACUGUUGGCGCGUUCAAGCUCCUGCAGAGGAUGGCCGACAAGUCUCAAAUGUCCAUUGGCGCCUCCAAGGAGGAGGCGUCUGAGAAGGAUCUGCUCCGAGAGUCGCUGGGAUCCAAGCUGGCUGGUCUGAUCCCUGUUGUCGAGAACGGCAUGCACGACCUCAAGACCGAGGUCGAGAAGCAAGCCGUCCGGACCAUGACCUCGCUCACCGCACUCCUGUCCAACGACGACGUCGCCCCUCGCAUCCCGCUUCUAAUCGACACCAUGCAGAAGCCCUCCACACAGAGCCUCCAAAAGGCCAUCCAUGCUCUGUCACAGACUACAUUCGUUGCCAUUGUCACGUCGCCUGUCUUGGCUCUGCUCACACCUUUCGUUGAGCGCUCACUCAACUCGCCCACCACCGCUCAGGAGGUUCUCCGCCAAACCGUUGUCAUUGUUGAGAACUUGACGAAGCUUGUCCACGAUCCCAUCGAGGCCAGAACAUUUCUGCCCAAGCUAAUUCCUGGCGUUAAAGGCGUCUGCGAUCGCGCUUCGCUGCCCGAGGUCCGUGAGCUCGCCGAGCGCGCUCUGGCCACCAUGCAAAAGGCCAUGGGCGACGACAAGGAUGUUGUCGCGCGCAUCACGGCAGACGACAUUGCCAAGACCCUCGAUGAGCAGGUCAAGAAGAACGGCUCCGUCGCCGACCAGGACACCUACAAGCUUGUCCGCGAGUACGUCGGCGAGCAGGUGGCCAUCGAUGCCAACUUCCGCUACGUGCAGCGCAUUGCCGACCGCGUGACCCCUUACAUGUCAUGCUUGACCCAGCCCAAGGCCGCUGCGGCCAUCGCCGAAGGCGUCAAGACGUACUGGGUGGGCGAGGACGAGCGCAAAUACGGUGUCCCCGAGAAGGAGGAUGACGGAGAGACCGAAAUAGUCAACGCCGACUUCUCUUUGGCAUAUGGUGGAAUGCUGCUCCUCUCCCACACCAACCUGCGUCUGCUCAAGGGUCACCGUUACGGUCUCUGCGGUCGCAACGGUGCUGGCAAGUCGACUCUCAUGCGCUCGAUUGCUAAUGGCAAGCUGGAGGGCUUCCCGCCCCAAGACGUGUUGAGGACAUGCUACGUCGAGCACAACCAGGGCGAGGACGCCGAUAUCAGCAUCCUGGAGUUCAUGCUGAAGGAUCCCACCAUUGCUUCCGAGGGCCGUGAGCGCAUCUCAGAGGUUUUGGCCGAGUUUGGGUUCACCGACGGGCCCGAUGGCCGCCAAGCACAGAAGGUCGGCUCCCUGUCCGGAGGUUGGAAGAUGAAGCUGGCUUUGGCGCGCGCCAUGUUGCAGCGUGCCGAUGUGUUGCUGCUGGACGAACCUACCAAUCACUUGGAUGUCGCCAACGUUGCCUGGUUGGAGCAGUAUCUCAAAAAGCACACCGACAUCACCAGUCUGAUCGUGUCUCACGACUCUGGUUUCCUGGACAAUGUCACCACCGACAUCUACCACUACGAGCCCAACAAGAAGCUUGCGUGCUACAAGGGCAACCUGUCCAAAUUUGUCGAGAUCCGUCCCGAGGCCAAGUCCUACUACACCCUGUCCGCCUCCAAUGUCCAGUUCAAGUUCCCGCCCCCCGGCAUCUUGACGGGCGUCAAGUCGAUGACACGCGCCAUUAUCCGCAUGUCCAACGUCAGCUUCACAUACCCCGGCGCGGCCAAGCCGUCUCUGAGCGAUGUAUCCUGCCAGCUCACCCUGUCCUCGCGUGUGGCUAUCAUCGGACCCAACGGUGCCGGCAAAUCGACCCUCAUUAAGCUCCUCACGGGUGAAACCAUCCCCACCACCGGCAAGGUCGAGAAGCACCCCAAUCUCCGUAUCGGCUACAUCAAACAGCACGCGCUGGAGCACGUUGAGAUGCAUCUGGAGAAGACACCCAAUCAAUACCUCCAGUGGCGCUACCAGCAUGGUGAUGACCGUGAGGUCCACAUGAAGCAGACGCGUGCCCUGUCCGAGAAGGACCGCGAGCAGAUGGACAAGAUGAUUGAUCUCGGCGACGGCAAGUCUCCCCGCCAGAUCGAGUCCCUUGUCGGUCGGUCCAAGUACAAAAAGACCUUCCAAUACGAAGUGAAAUGGCGCGGUUACCUGCCCAAGUUCAACUCUCACGUCUCCCGCGAGACACUAUCCGAGUGGGGCUUUGAUAAGCUCGUCCAGGAGUUCGACGACCACGAGGCGUCGCGCGAGGGUCUCGGUUACCGUGAACUUGCACCCACAGUCAUCUCCAAGCAUUUCGACGACCUCGGCCUCGACCCCGAGAUUGCCAACCACAACGAGAUCGGCUCGCUCUCUGGUGGCCAAAAGGUCAAGGUCGUCAUCGCCGGCGCCAUGUGGAACAACCCCCAUUUGCUUGUCCUCGACGAGCCCACCAAUUUCUUAGAUCGUGACUCUCUCGGUGGUCUGGCCGUGGCCAUCCGCGAAUUCAAGGGUGGUGUCAUUCUGAUUUCCCACAACGAAGAGUUUGUGGGUGCGCUGUGUUCGGAGCAGUGGCACGUCAACGAUGGUCGCGUCGCCCAGCGCGGCAACGCGGCCAUCGCCCUCGACCGCUUCGAGGACUCGCGCCCCGGCUCGGGCGUCACAUCAACGGCCGCCAGCACCGUGCCCAGCACGGCGGCGUCGUCGGCCGUCAACUCGGGCGCCGAGGAUAAUGGCGAGCUCAAGUUCAAGGCGAGGAAGAAGAAGAAGAUGACCAAGAAGGAGCUCAAGGAGCGUGAGGUGCGGAGACGGUUGAGGCACAUUGAGUGGCUCAACAGCCCCAAGGGCACACCUCACCCUGUUGACACAGACGACGAGGCCUAA